AUGUGCCGCAUGAUGGUCUUCGCCGGGACCUGCACCACCUGCGGCCAGUUCUUCGAGUGGGCCGACCUGGCCCAGCGGCUGUCCUGCCUCGAGGCCAAGAACGCGGGCCUCUUCGGCCAGUGCCACCGCGGCGUGCAGGUCGAGGAACUCGCCUUCGACCAGGAGUGCGACACGUGCGCCGAGGAGGACGAGGGCAUCGGCGUCGAGGAGGGCGCUGCCUCUGCUGCUACUGCUGACUUUGGCCUGGAUGGCGACGGAGGCAAGGUCGCUGUCAAGGAGGACAAGCCGCCGCCGGCGAAGGACGACCAAGCGUCUGCGGCUGGUGCUUCGGCGGGCAGCAGGAGAAAGAGGGACAACGAUGCGGCCAGGCGGCAGAGCGUCGAGGUGGCGAGGGAUAGCGAGAGGGGUAAACGGCACAAGGCGUCAUGA
Messenger RNA from Thyridium curvatum, 429 nucleotides. RefSeq lists its product as uncharacterized. The record is from RefSeq and is a predicted model, not a curated record. The transcript has a single exon. Lineage: Eukaryota; Fungi; Ascomycota; Sordariomycetes; Thyridiales; Thyridiaceae. The coding region runs from base 1 to 429 and encodes 142 amino acids.